Silurus meridionalis is the source of this 2052-nucleotide messenger RNA. RefSeq names its product solute carrier family 22 member 6, like (gene slc22a6l). Bases 104 to 1801 code for a protein of 565 amino acids. The transcript has 11 exons. Gene Ontology annotation, molecular function: transmembrane transporter activity. The record is from RefSeq and is a predicted model, not a curated record. Gene Ontology annotation, cellular component: membrane. Gene Ontology annotation, biological process: transmembrane transport. NCBI's taxonomy places the organism in Eukaryota, Metazoa, Chordata, Actinopteri, Siluriformes, Siluridae.
GAAAUCCGUUGACAAAGAGGGAAGAAGCUUAACAAUAUUAUACCCUGAGGACAGACAUCCAGACUAUCUGUUAGAUCACAAAGGUAUACUUUCGUGGUAAACCAUGGUGUUUGCAGACCUGCUGGAGCAGGUUGGCAGCAUAGGCCGUUUCCAGUUGGCCCAUGUCAUGCUGCUUUCCAUGCCUAUUUUCAUGUUGGCAAGCCACAACCUGUUGCAGAACUUCGUAGCAGCGGUGCCUCCACACCACUGCACUGCCCAUGCCAACCUGUCAGAUCAUGCAAUGGGUCCAGCUGAGAUCCUGCUCCUUAGUGUGCCCCUGGAUAGACAGGGUAAACUGGAGCGCUGUAGGCGCUAUGUCGAACCAAAGUGGGACCUUUUGGGCCAGAACAGCUCUAUGGACCAGGAAAAAACAGACAUUGAGAUGGAGGGAUGUGUUGAUGGAUGGAGUUAUAACAAGACUGACAUGAGCUCAACUAUUAUUACAGAAUGGGAUUUGGUGUGUGAUUUGAGAUCUUUGAAGCAAAUGGGGCAAACUAUUUACAUGGGAGGGGUGCUUGUAGGUGCAAUAAUCUUUGGGGGACUUUCUGACAAGUUUGGCAGGCGUAUUUUGCUCCUGAUCUCUAACCUGCUUAUAGCAGUUUCAGGGACAUGCGCUGCCUUUGCAUCAACUUUCUCCCUCUUCUGUCUGUUCCGCUUCUUCUGUGGCAUGGCCUUGUCUGGAAUAAUCCUUAAUUCCUUUUCUCUCAUUGUGGAAUGGAUCCCCACUCGCAUACGGACUGUUACAGGUACAGCUACGGGCUACUGUUACACCACUGGGCAGCUGAUUCUGGCAGGGGUUGCUUACAGCAUUCGGGAUUGGCGGUGGCUCACUCUGGCUGUCUCUCUACCUUUCUAUGUUUUUUUCCUGUACUCUUGGUGGUUCUUGGAAUCUGCAAGAUGGCUAGUUCUUACCAAUAAGCCAGAGAAGGCAGUAAAAAACCUCAAAUAUGUAGCUCGGAUUAAUGGCCGGCGGGCUGAGGGUGACAAAAUUAACUUGGAGAUGCUACAGGAAUCCAUGAAGAAGGAGAUGUCUUGCUCAAAGGUCAAUCACAGUGCUGUGGAUCUUGUGCGGACACGCACCAUGAGAAUCAUUACUGUGUGUCUCAGUGCAGUGUGGUUCUCGACAAGUUUUUCCUACUAUGGCCUGUCGAUGGAUUUACAGAAAUUUGGCGUGGACAUAUAUUUGAUUCAGGUGAUCUUUGGUGCAGUAGACAUUCCAGCUAAAAUAAUCGUCACAGUAUCAAUGAGUUUUAUUGGACGUAGGCUGUCCCAGUGCGCAUCACUUAUACUGGCUGGUACUACCAUUCUCGUCAAUCUGCUUGUACCUUAUGAGCUGCAGACAUUGCGUACCUCCUUGGCAGUAUUGGGGAAAGGUUGUCUAGCUGCUGCCUUCAACUGCUGUUACCUCUACUCAGGAGAACUAUAUCCCACAGUGAUCCGGCAGAACGGCAUGGGAUGGGUGUCCAUGACGGCUCGUCUUGGGGCAAUGGUGGCUCCUUUGAUCCUUCUACUUUCUGAUGCAUAUGCCUGGCUGCCUGGUUUAAUUUAUGGAACAGCUCCUAUCGUAAGUGGAGUUUUUGCAUACUUCCUUCCGGAGACGCUAAAUACAGCACUUCCUGAUACUAUACAAGAUGCUGAGGAUAGAGGUUUCAAGUGGAGAAAGCCUAAAAACUCCACCAAGAGCGAGGAAGUAACCCUGAAUGACCAGAUCAGUAUACCACUAAAGGAGUGUGCAGCAGAAUACAAGAAAGUGAACAUAUAGACUGGGUUAACAGAGUAGAAAGUUACUUUUUUAAUGAAGGUUGUUUUUGUAAGUAGAAUGUAACCCAGGUGACUUUUUUUUUAGUUUAUUCACAGUAAAUGUAUUGCAAUCCAUUGAAUCCUCUAAUGUCAAGGAAUUGAUUAAAAUAGAUUAUUUUGAGUGCAAGUGUUUUAUAUAUGGAACUAUUCUUGUUUGUGGAUGUACAAUACAGGAAAUACCACACUUUAUAGAUUAAACAAUAUUAGUCUUUA